Messenger RNA from Neodiprion fabricii, 902 nucleotides. Its product is annotated as protein dpy-30 homolog. The record is from RefSeq and is a predicted model, not a curated record. Gene Ontology annotation, cellular component: Set1C/COMPASS complex. The transcript has 3 exons. The coding region runs from base 75 to 407 and encodes 110 amino acids. NCBI's taxonomy places the organism in Eukaryota, Metazoa, Arthropoda, Insecta, Hymenoptera, Diprionidae.
GGCUCGACAGUCAAGCCGUUCCGAAUCCACAGCUACAUUUCGUAUAACGGAUUUGACAACAAUUUGUUUAUAUCAUGGCGUCCACCGGGGAAACCACAACCGAAGAGCGGACUGAGCCAGCGCCAGCUCAACCCAGCACUAAUGUAGUGUCAGACGCAGCGAACAAAAUAAUAUCGAUGGAGAAGGAAGCAGACUUGACUGCUGCACCGCAGAAGAAAUCUAGAGUAGAGGUCCAGUCGCUGCCGACAAGACAGUACUUGGAUCAGACCGUUGUGCCAAUAUUACUCCAAGCAUUAUCAAGUCUUGCCAAAGAAAGACCGCCAGAUCCUAUUAAUUUUUUAGCUGCUUAUCUAUUGAAAAAUAAGAGCCAAUAUGACAACAGUGGGUCACCACCGACUAGUCAAUAACAAUAGAUUCUAUAUUAACUAAAUCAACAAUUCAAAUAAGGACGUAUUGUUUAAUAAUUAUCAUUUAUUUGGAGGUGUUUUAUAUGUGUAUUACCAGAAUUCUUGUAUGCUGGGAUGAUUUUUUAAUAUGGAUUAAAUGUUCAAUAGUUUGUCAAUGUUCAAUGAAGUUUGUCAAUACCAAAACUAAGCACGUCAUUUUUAUAUUUAUAAUAAUUGUGUCCAUUAGAAUGAAAUCCAUGUGCAGAUUUAGAGAAAAGAAUUUAUAUUGUUUAAACAUGAUUUUUACGUAUUAUAAUAAUUUCUUUAUAAAUAUCGGCUGAUCAUAUGGAUCCAAAAUAGGGGGUCCCUGUCGCAAAAAUUGGAACAAGUGUCAUCUGAUGGUGAAAAAUAUAAUGCUAAUCCAAGAGUUUCAUACUAUAUCUGAAGUACGCGUUUUAUCUUAAAUUUUAUUCUGUAUUACUUCAAUAUGACAAAAUAAAAUCUUGAUGGACAGUU